UCGACCGCCAUCCCGGCGCCCGGCAACUCGCCCUCCCGCUAGCGACCAAGAAAACAAACGAAUGGGGAAGCGGAGAAAAUGGCCCCUCGCUGCGGGGUUUUCGUCCUCCACGGCGGGGGAGGAGAAGAAGACGCCGUAAAUCUCCCCCAAAGUAGGAGAGCUCGCCGGUUCUAGGGUUCCUCUAGGGUUUCCAGCUGCUGCCUCCCGUCGGGAUCCCGCUCGGGAGAGCCGUUGAUUGGUGGAGGAGGUCGGGGAUGGGGGUCUCCUUUAAGAUCUCGAAGGUCGGGACCAGGUUCCGUCCCAAGCCGAGCGCCGUCCCAGAAGAGCCGGUUCUCUCCAGCGAGAGCUCCCGCGUUCUAAUCGGAGCUGGAUCAAAGCGCGAGGUUGAUAUUGCUGAGGCAAUCAAUGAUGCUAAUGGUGCCUCAGUUUCAUCCACUUGUUCAGAAGGGCUUGUAUUGCCAGAACGUGAAGUUUCUUUCACAUUGAACCUUUAUCAGAAGGGAUAUAUUAUUGGGAAGCCUUCUGAGACUGAAACUUGUCAGAUGGAUAAUUUUCAACCUCUUCUUCAAGAUGCUAAAUCAUUGCAUCCAUAUGAUAGGGCAUCAGAGACCCUAUUUUCUGCAAUCGAGUCAGGGUGGUUGCCAGGAGAUAUUCUUGAUGAUAUACCUAGCAAGUAUAUUGAUGGGACCCUUGUCUGUGAGGUGCGUGAUUAUAGAAAAUGCAUAUCUGAACAAGGAACUUCUGUUUCUGCUGUGGAUGGGGUUCCUAUUGUACAUAAAGUGCGGUUGCGAAUGUCUCUUGAAACUGUUGUUAAAGACAUUCCAUUAAUAUCUGAUGAUUCUUGGACCUACAGUGAUCUAAUGGAAGUUGAGUCACGCAUAGUGAAAGCACUGCAACCACAACUUUGUCUGGACCCUACGCCAAUGUUAGAUAGGCUUUAUAAUGACCCUUCUUCUAAUAAGCUUGAUCUUGGUAUUGGAAGAAAGAAGAGAUUACGGAAAACUCCUGAAGUGACAGUCACAUCCAAUUAUCAAACUCAUGGAAAGAAGGUCUGCAUUGAUAGGCUGCCUCAGAAUGCUAAUUGUAGAUUGGAUGACCAAGGAACUCUGUUAGGCAAUGCAACAAUGCAGCAAGUUCAUGAGAAUAUGGCCACCCAAAAUGUAUCAAGUGGGGUUUCAUCCUUAAGAUCUAACAAUUUUGCACAAGAAACUGGCAGGCCAACUUUACCUUUGCCCUCCCAGCCCAUGCAUCAGCCAGCUAUAAACUAUCCCACUGUUGUGCAUGAUCAUGUCUCUGGACCUCCUGUGAGUUUGGCAGGAGUCAACACCACCAUGUCAUCUCAGAACUUGGUGGGUUCUUAUACUGACAAAAUCAAUAGUAAUGCACCCCUUUCUGUGAAGAGGGAGAACCAAGAUACCCAAUCAACAUCGUUAUUAGGCAUGAAGAGACCAAAACAGACUCCAAUGGGACCAGACGGUAUUCAGCAGCAGCAACCAGGGCCUCAGUUAGUUGGCCUCAGUGGGCCUGAUAUGCAGCGGAAAAAAAACCAGAUGUUAGAUUCUCAAAUAGAUGCGGUUAAGGGAAUGCAGUAUUCUUCUGCUCUGGGUGGUCAAAGAUAUCCUUCUCCAGUGAUAAAUAAUAUUCCUAAUCAAGAGGCAGGGGCGUCCUUUUAUUUUAACCAGCAGGGUAUGAGAUAUGGUGCUAAAGAAGAGCAGAUUGACACAGAAAAGAUGGAUAGACAAGAGCUGGAGGGGUCUAAAGAUGCUCCUCGGUCACUGGUAUCAGAAAACAGUACAGUGUACCAGCAUCAGUCACAAUCUCAGCAUCUAUUGCAGCAACAAUCCAUGAGAAACCAGCACCUAGUCCUUACACAGUGGCAUAAUACCCAGCAAUUAGCUGAGAAGGAUAUGAGGAAGGAUGAUGUGCUUCAGAAGAGGAAAUCAGUGGCGAGUCCACGAGUCUCUUCUGGACCGAUAGUUCAGUCUCCUGUGUCAUCAAAAUCAGGAGAGAUUUCCAGUGGUUCGGUAGGCGGCCAGUUUAGUGCUGUUGCAACAACUUCUGCAGUAGGUUCACAGAAGGAUAAAGUGGCAGCAAAUUCUAGUGCUGCACUUGGGGGCCCUUCUGUGAAUUCCAGUCCCAGCGAUUCUGUGCAUCGGCAACACCAAGCAUCGGUGGCUGGGAAACGUAAAACAAAUUCUGUCCCCAAAACACAAACCAUGAGUGGGGUUGGAUCUCCUGCCAGUGUUAGUAAUAUGAAUGCUCCACUGAUUGCUAAUAGCCCAUCUAUUGGGACUGCACCUAUGGGUGAUCAAGCAAUCCUCGAGAGACUUGCGAAGAUUGAAAUAAUAAGCCAGAGAUACCACCUCAAUCUUAAGAAGAGCAAGGUUGAUGAUUACCCUGCAAGGAAACCUGUAGCACAUGCAAAUCAACGGCUUGCAUUCUGUCUCUCUGAUUCAUUUAAUGCUGAGGAUUUCACUGACCCCAUUAGACCAAUGUCUAGGUCUCUUUUUGGUGGAACAAUUAAUACGUGUAAGACCAGAACGAUGCAUUUCAUGCGGACAGAAUGCGCGUAUCAAGUUGUUCCUCCUAGAGCUCACUACCGAAUGACCCUGACUGAGAAGCCUUAUGAUGGCACAGUAGCGAUUCAGUAUGGAGAUAUAGAUGAGUCUGAUUUUCCUAGUACUCAGGAAUUUGUCACAUUACCCACAACACACUAUGCCGAUCUGCUUGCAGCUCAGUUUUGUGCACAGAUGGAGCGUGAUGGAUAUCGGACAACUGAAGAUCGUAUCAAACCUAUACCCGUGCGCAUGGUUGCUUCUUCCAGUAGUAUGACCACAGUUCCAGGAAUGACAUCAGAUAAUGCUGUAGCUGAAGUGAAACACCCAGAAGUAGCUCUUGGUCAACCAUCUCAUAUAGCAGCCACGAAUGCUGUGGGACCUCUGAACUCUGCACAAAAUCUUCCCAACAGUGCACGGAUGCUGGCUUCUGGAAAUAAUAGCCAGUCAUUGCAAGGUUACUUGCCGGGGGCUGCUAUGCCUGCUAGGACACAGCAGCUUGACCAAACUUUGCUUCAGCAGCAGCAACAACAACAGCUGCAGCAAAGUAUGCAAUCACAGAUGCAACAGCAACAACAACUUCCAUUGCCUCAUAUGCAGAGAUCAUCACCGCUGCUCUCAACCAAUCCACUCUCUCAUUUAAUAGGGCAGAACUCAAACUUGCAGAUUGGUAAUAAUUCCAUGGUCACCGGCAAGCCGGCUGCUUUGCAGCUUCAGAUGCUGCAACAAGCACAGCAACAGCAACAACAGCAAACCCAACUUCCUAGGAAGGUGAUGAUGGGUCUAGGACCAGCCAUGAACAUGGGAAACAUGGGCAAUAAUGUGGUGGGCCUUGGCGGUCUGAGCAAUGUCAUGGGCAUGGGGGGAGUUCGGGGCAUAUCCUCUCCUAUGGGGCCCAUGUCAGGAUUAGGCAACAUUAGCCCGAACCAGAUGAACCUGGGAUCUGCAUCCAAUUUCAGUGCAGGACUUCAUCCGGGUUCAAUAUCGCAUGCACAAGCUGCGGCAAUUGCAGCUAAACUGAGGAUGGCACAGCAAAACAGGGCUGGUUUGUAUGGUCCUCAAUCUGGGAUUGCUGGUAUGUCCGGAAAUAAUAGUCAGAUGCUGUCAAGCUCGGCGGGCCUGUCUAUGUUGGGGCAUGCACUGAACAGAGCCAACAUGAGCCCUUUGCAUCGGAAUGCAAUGUCACCCAUGGGCCCACCUAAGAUCCCUGGAACAAAUUUUUACCUGAAUCCUCAGCAACUACAACAGCAUCAACAGCAGUUACAACAGCUACAACAGCAACAGCUGCAGCAGCAGCAGCAACAACAACAACAAAUAAGCUCUCCGCUGCAGCAGGCACGGGUGGGAUCCCCACAGGUGGUUGGUUCGCCACCGGCAAUGAUAAUGCAACAGCAGCAGAUUAGUCCUCAUCAAAUGGGCCAGCAGUCUGCAAUGAGUCCUCAGCAGUUGAGCUCAGGUGCAUUGCAGAAGAAUAACAACUGUGGCAAUGCAGCAGCUGGGCCAGCUAGCCCUCAGUUGAGCUCACAGACACAUGGGUCAGUUGGUAGCAUCACAAGCUCACCCAUGGAGCAGCUGCAAGGCGCAAAUAAGGGUGGGUCUGUCAAUGUUUAAGUAGGGAUAUUGGCCUCUAAAUCAGUUCUAUCCUGCAUCACCAACCCAAGACAGAUGAAUUAGGUCUUCAAGCCGGGUGAUUGACAUUAACAGUCGCCAAAAAGUUGCUGUGAAAUUACUUAUUUAGGUUUUGCAGCCAUAAUGCCCGUUUUGCAUGAUGUAGAUUUGCAUAUUAUUAUUUGUUUCUGCUGGUCAAAGUCCAUGUUAUGUAAAUUGAAUGAAUACUUUAUGAUGCUAGGGAUUAUAUUUCUGAAUAAAAAUCCUUUUCACAUUCAUACAGUCAAUUAAA
Messenger RNA from Phoenix dactylifera (date palm), 4455 nucleotides. The record is from RefSeq and is a predicted model, not a curated record. Lineage: Eukaryota; Viridiplantae; Streptophyta; Magnoliopsida; Arecales; Arecaceae.